GAAGCAGCAGCAGAGGAGGGGGCUUGGUGGUGCUUGGGGUCCAGUAAGAAGGGUAAUUUGGGGCGUCCAGAGUGAGGUGUUCCACCAGCAGUUGUCACUUCGGCAGUCGAUGGUGGGUGGAGUGGCACAUGUGCUGCUCUAAGCCGGACUGUCUUUCUAUUCAGGACUUUGUAUACCUCUGCAAUCUUUGACUUGGACUACUUUGGAACUAUUGACCUCAACAUUGUGUUUUGUUUUCUGCUGUGUCAUAGAACUUCCAAAACAACUUUUUGGCACCAAAAAUCUUCGCUGAAGCUGCCCAGCUGAGGUGAAGGGGAGGGCAGAAGAUCCUAGUUCAGCUUGAGUGUGGAUGACCUGCCCCCAGAAACAGGACCAUGAUCUGAAAAGCGUGCUGUACACAGAGCCCCGUUCUUCCUUUCUUCCUUCUCCCUCUUUUUUUGUUUUUGUUUUUUUCUAUCUUGCUGGUGAAAGCCUCCCUGCCUGGGUCCUUCAAACAGGGUCAGUGUGCACAGCGAGGGCAAACUGAAAGCGAAUAGAGAUUCAAAGAGGAGGAAAAGUAACAGCAGCCAUCCGUGACCUCACAUCUUGUCACUUUCCCCUGAUCCUCCCACUGCAACACCAGAACCAUGGGGAGGAAAAAGAUCCAGAUUCAGAGGAUCACUGACGAACGCAACAAACAGGUGACGUUCACCAAGAGGAAGUUUGGUUUGAUGAAGAAGGCCUACGAGCUGAGCGUCCUGUGCGACUGCGAGAUCGCUCUCAUCAUCUUUAACCACUCCAACAAGCUGUUCCAGUAUGCCAGCACUGACAUGGACAAGGUCUUGCUGAAGUACACCGAGUACAACGAGCCACACGAGAGCCGGACUAACGCUGACAUUAUCGAGACGUUGCGAAAGAAAGGCUUUAACGGUUGCAACAGCCCUGAGCCCGACGGCGACGACUCCAUCGACCAAAGCCCGCUAAAUGACCGCAAGACCGAGGACCUGGACAGCCUCUUCAAGCGCUACGGCGUGAGUACAAUCACAUUUUUGUCACCUUAUCUAACCUACCCUUUUCUUCUUCUCCCUUUUUUCUCUACUUUCCUCUCUCUCUCUUUCUCUCUCUCUCUUUCUCUCUCCCUGUCUGCCUUCUCUUCUUUUGUUUGGGGAUCGAAGGCUCUGAACAAGAAAGAGCACCGGGACUCUGAGAGCCCAGACCCCGAGGAGCCCUUCUCCCUCACCCCCCGCACUGAAGAGAAAUACAAAAAAAUUGACGAGGAGUUUGAUAAAAUGAUGCAGAACUAUAGGCUGUCAUCUACAGUCCCACAGCCCACCUUCUCCAUGCCAGUCACCGUGCCAGUAUCCAACCAGAACGCAGCGGCGGCCCUUCAGUUCAGUAACAACCCUUCCGGCACCCUGGUCACCACCACCUCCUUUGUCACCUCCACCCUCACAGAUCCCCGGCUCCUUUCCCCACAGCAACCCGCUCUGCAGAGAAACACCGUGUCGCCAGGGUUACCACAGCGGCCAGCCAGUGCAGGUGCUCUGUUAGGGGGAGACUUGGGGAACUCUAAUGGAGCGUGCCCGAGUCCAGUCCCUAAUGGCUACAUCAGUGCCAGGGCCUCCCCAGGCCUCCUCUCUGUAUCCAAUGGCAACAGCCUGGGGAAAGUAGUCCCGGCUAAGUCUCCACCUCCACCCAGCCCUCAGAUGGUCAACAGCCGUAAGCCGGACCUGAGGGUCAUCACCUCACAGAGUGGCAAGAGCCUCAUGCAGCUGACUGAGGAAGAGCUGGAGUUGAAUGCUCAACGACUAGGCGGCUCCCAGGUGGCACAGCCACUCACCACACCAGUGGUCUCCGUGGCAACACCCAGUCUCCUAGCGCCCUUCUCCGGCAUGCAGACGGCCUACAACACUGAGUACCAGCUGACGAGCGCAGAUCUCACAGCGCUCCAGACGUUCACGCCACCGGGGCUGGUGCCUGGCAACAUGGCUGCUUGGCAACAGCAACAGCAACCAGCAGUCUCUCAGCAGCAACAACAGCAACAGCAGCAACAGCAACUGAGCUUGGCAUCACUCAGCAACUUGGUCAUGUGGGGUGCAGAGAAACAGAAUGCGGAGAUGGUUAACUGCAUCUCCAAUUUUGCUGCUAACCUGAGCUUGGCUUCUCAGCCCAACUUGCUCUUUGGUAGGGAGGAGGGCCUCUGCUGGCAAGUGGGAGUACAGGGUGCCGCGCUGACAGUCAACACAAACCCCAACGUCAAUAUCAAGUCCGAACCCGUCUCACCAAACCGUGACCGCAGCACUCCCAGCUCCACCAGUGGGGUGGCUGGAGUUGGAGUGGGCCAGAGUCAACUCCAGGGACAAGGUCUGGUGUCCAUCGCCUACCCUGGUACUCUGCGUCUUGAAGCGGGAGGCCAAGGCCGCUCACCUGUUGACAGUCUCAGCAGCAACGGCAGCUCAUAUGAAGGCAGCGACCGAGACGAUGGCACCCAGGGUCGAGGUGGGGGUCUGGAUUAUCACCACCAGGUCGGCGCCGGAGCCCAGCAGCCCACCAUGGUCCUUCUGCGGCCCUCAUCAGCAGAGCCUCAAGAACAGGAUGGGACCAACGUCAAGAGAAUGAGACUGGACACCUGGGUCACAUAAACGGAUCGAUGGACAGAUGGAGGAUGGAGAUGUGUACUUGUGGAUUGUGUACAUGCCCCACCAGCUCCAGCAGCCCCAAUAUCCACAUUGCAUACGCACAGACAAAAUCCACCCACCACCAACCCAGUAACCUGCUGUCUACACAGUAAACCUCACAUGGAUACAUACACAACACAAGCAUGCUAACAUACUCGCACAUGUGGACACUCACUCGUAUGGCAAUGUGCAGUCACGUUUGAACUGUAAUGUAUUCUCACUGACAUACACCAAACCCAACAAGACCAGGAAUUAUUUAUCAAAAAAAAAAGACCAUGCUGCGCAUCAUUCAGCUGGAUUCGGAUAGAAGUGAAUGAGUUUGUAAUCAGGCUGCAGUGGUUAGGAACUGUGGCCUGAUUAAAUUUGGCCACAUGGACUUCUUGACAGUUUCUGGAAAAGCAGACAAGCCAAACUUGGUUUCCCAGCAUGCCCCUGCCAUGAUUCACGGCUGGUGGCAAUCUUUCACCUUCAUAUCUUUACUGUCUGGUAGGUUUUGAUCAAAUAUGACAGCGCUGUAUUAAAACGGUGCCACCAACGAGUCCACAUCGAUGUACACAUCCGCCCAUCCACAGUUGUAUUGCUAUCACUCUAGAUUUUUGUUUGUUUUCUAAGAGGAGCAGCUGUGCUCUUUUUUUUUUUUCUUCUUCUUCUUUCUUUUCUUUUUUUUUAAAGCGUGGAGUUUUGUCCCUCUGUCUUGACUGUUGACAUUUAGAGUUUGGAUUCAUUUUGAAUAUGAAGACACUAAAAGAAUAACUUGCCUCCCUUCUCAGUCAAGUCGGCGGCUCCAUCAACAUGGCCGGCAUUGGGUCCUGUACAAGAAUGGCGACCACCAGGGGUCUUUAUUUAAUCAGAACCACGCAGACCAGCUGUAAAACGAGGAACGUGAUUUGUUGCCGAGGUAAAAGACUGCUUUUCUUUGAAUCAGGGACGAGCUGCCACAGCUCAACGACACAUGACGCAGAUUCUCCUCGUUUCGCCCACAUCGUGUCAACUACAGAUGCUGAGAAAGGUGUGUGUUUGGUUUGUUUGUGUGCGUGUGUGUGUAUACGGGUUUGUUAC
This is a messenger RNA of Pundamilia nyererei, 3716 nucleotides long. RefSeq names its product myocyte enhancer factor 2d (gene mef2d). The transcript has 13 exons. The coding region runs from base 627 to 2621 and encodes 664 amino acids. NCBI's taxonomy places the organism in Eukaryota, Metazoa, Chordata, Actinopteri, Cichliformes, Cichlidae. The record is from RefSeq and is a predicted model, not a curated record. Gene Ontology annotation, molecular function: RNA polymerase II cis-regulatory region sequence-specific DNA binding; protein dimerization activity; DNA-binding transcription factor activity, RNA polymerase II-specific. Gene Ontology annotation, biological process: positive regulation of transcription by RNA polymerase II; heart development; cell differentiation.